This is a messenger RNA of Suillus clintonianus, 750 nucleotides long. RefSeq names its product Sas10/Utp3/C1D family-domain-containing protein. The record is from RefSeq and is a predicted model, not a curated record. The transcript has 4 exons. Lineage: Eukaryota; Fungi; Basidiomycota; Agaricomycetes; Boletales; Suillaceae. Gene Ontology annotation, cellular component: exosome (RNase complex); nucleolus. Bases 1 to 750 code for a protein of 249 amino acids. Gene Ontology annotation, biological process: regulation of gene expression; maturation of 5.8S rRNA. Gene Ontology annotation, molecular function: DNA binding; RNA binding.
AUGGCUUCCGACGAAGACAAACUACGAGCCAAAGUGGCCAACCUUCACGCAUCCCUCGAUGAGCUCGAGACUCAGCUCGAACCUCUAUUUACCAAGAGCCUUCCCGAGACCCUUGUGGCCCUCGAAACCAUCCAGCAGGCCAAAUUACAAGUGAUUCUACCGUAUGUGCUAUACGAUCUUGUAUUCGUAUACCUGAAAACACGAGGAAUCGAUCCCAGGACCCACCCUGUCAUCGGUGAAUUGGACCGCAUUCGCCAAUACUUUGACAAAAUCAAAAGCGCAGAAGAAUCCGAAGAGAAAAGCAAGUUUGGUAUUGAUAAAGCUGCUGCUGGCAGGUUUAUUAAACACGCCAUCGCCCAAGCAAAGCUUGUAAAAGUUGACGAAUCAAAUAAUGCGUCAAAUGGACCUGCUUCUAGCAGCGAGCGUGUUCCAGUCAAAAUUACCAGCAAAAUGGCGGAGCGUGCAGAGUACGAGAAGAACCUGGAGGAAUUGGGUAGUGAAGAAGAAGAGGACCUCGAAGUAUUCGAUGAGGCUGAGGUGUUGCACGACGAGGAUGCCAUGGAAGAAGAAGCAUUGCCGCUGCCAUCCCAGGACAAGGGUAAAUCGCGGAUGGUUGAAACUGAAAUCUCAGAACGCGAAGAACAACUGGGCAGGCGCAAGCGACAACGGAUAGAUCCUUUUGCAGGUAGUCUUGGCCAGACACUUUCAUCGUCUCGCCAGAGCUCACCCAUUCACAGGAUACGGGGAUGA